CGCUCGUUAUCCGUAACUUGUGGGGCACGAUGGCGGCGGGCGCGCCGAUCUCGCCGUCCAAGGAGAGCAGCAUGCGCCGUGUGGCAGGCAACGACCGCUGCGCCGACUGCAACAAGGUGUUUCCGCAAUGGUCGUCCGUGACGUUCGGCGUUUUACUCUGCCUCGGCUGCGCCGGCGUCCACCGGUCGCUGGGGGUCCAGACGAGCUUUGUCAAGUCGCUUUCCAUGGACACGUGGACGGCGCGGGACAUCGCGCUCCUCGAAGCUGGCGGCAACGGCAAGUGGACCACCGUGUGCCUUGCCGCCGGUAUCUUUGAACGCCCCAUCGCCGACAAGUACACAUCGUCGGUCGCCGAGGCCUACCGCAAACGGAUGUCGGACGCGGCUGAGUGUCCUUUCUCAGCGCUAGAUGUGCUCGCCGACCUCGGGAUUGAUCCGCCCGCCUCGUUGGACGCGCUCUGUUCAACACUGCCGACGUCCGGCCGCAGCAGCCCCGUCCGACGCUCGUCUCUCGCAUCGCUCGACGCCACGUCCGUAGCAGCGAGCGCGCCUGUAGUGCGGGCAUCGUCCGAGUCGGCCAUCCGCCGCGGAUCGCUGUCGGCCCUCGAGGCAUCGCUGCAAGUCAAGUGCACGCUCUGCGAGGACCUCGUUCAUCUCUCGCACCUCAACGUCCACUCGCAGUCGUGUGCUGCGUCGGCGUCCGUCGAAACCAUCGAGUUUGAAGCGCGUCUCGGGUCUACGACGUCGCCGCUCGGCCUCAGCCUGACCAAGGACGAGCGCGGCGACACGGUCGUCUCCAAGGUGACACCAGGUGGCGACGCCGACGUCUCUGGUGUCGUCAUUGGCGCCCGCGUCCUCGCUCUCAACGGAUCACCGAUGACCAAGUUUGACACGAUCAUGCAGAGCCUCGACGUGCCCCGACCCAUUGGCGUCCGCUUUGCGAUCGACCGACCGUUUGUCGCAUACGACGUGAUCCUCGAGGCGAACGAAGUCGGCUGCACCUUCCAGACUUCCCUGUACAAACACGUCCUCGUGACCUCUGUGGAGCCUGAUGGUCAUGGCGCUGCUGCCGGCGUUCUCAUCGGGUCCCGUGUCUAUCAAGUCAACGGCGAGGCUUUCGCGAUAGCGUCCGACCUCUUGCGCGCUCUACUCAAGGCGUCACGUCCGCUCACGCUGCGACUUCACCGCUACGACGAUGCGCUGAUACGACCGUGGACCAGCAAUAACACGUGAGGUUGCAUUUGCUCGAGUUUGCCCUACCG
This is a messenger RNA of Saprolegnia diclina VS20, 1261 nucleotides long. RefSeq lists its product as hypothetical. Gene Ontology annotation, molecular function: GTPase activator activity; protein binding. The coding region runs from base 30 to 1232 and encodes 400 amino acids. Lineage: Eukaryota; Oomycota; Saprolegniomycetes; Saprolegniales; Saprolegniaceae. Gene Ontology annotation, biological process: COPI coating of Golgi vesicle. The record is from RefSeq and is a predicted model, not a curated record. The transcript is spliced from 4 exons.